AUGGGAGCUGCAUCGAGUAAAUGCAUUGGAGCAUCGUUGCAUCUUAUAAAGGUGGCAAAGAAUUCAGCUGCCGACAGGUGCGGGUUACUUCCUAUAUUCCACUACAUCGUGGAAGUGAAUGGGACCGAAGUUACUUCGGAGAGUGACAUUCUGAAAAUAACGCAGCACUGGGCGGAGGGAAGGCUAAGCUUGCUUAUCUACGACUGCAGAUCAAAAAGCACGCAUUUGGUGGAGAUGGCUCGUGUAGAUAAAGAGAAGAUAGGGUUUAGCAUCAAGCUAAACACCGCAGAGAUGGCUCCUGUCACUUUUCGGAUAAUGGACACGGGAUACAACUCGCCUGCUCUUGAUGCAGGCCUGCAGAAGGACCACGACUACAUUAUUGGGCACGAAAACGGGUCAUUCUCAAAUAUCUACGAGUUUGAGUCUAUCCUGGAGAAGCACAGGAACAAGAAGAUGGUGUUGCUGGUUUAUAAUGUGGGAAUGAUGAGCAUACGCAAGGUGGAGAUAGAGCCCAAUGAACAGGGUGAGAUAGGCUGCGACCUGGGCAGCGGUAUUCUGAAUGAUGUUCCAUUCCAGGAGGGCAAAGUGGAGAUAGUUGGAGAAACAAGAAAAAGCGUACAAGGAGCAAAAAAUAAGACAAAAGAUGCGCUGGAAACAAAUGCACCCAGUGGUAAUACUGAAGGAGACACAACUGAUCUGAAUAGGAGUAAUGAGGCUACAGGAGAUAUAAUAGCACAGGAUGCAGAGAGAGUAGAAACUAAUAGAAACUUGUCUCCAGAUGAUGCAGCUGAAUUAGCAUCAAGAGUAGAUAGUAUGGUCAUACAGAAUGAUUCGCCGUAUGAUAAUGGACAGAAUGUGGCACAGGAGAUAGAAGAGGAGCUGGAAGCAGAGAUACACGGCCAGGAGAUACAGCACAACUUGGACCAGGCCAUGUAUGAAUCACUAAAUGCACAGGUGGCAGAUGAAACAGAAGAUAUACCGCAGGACAAUGAGGCAAUUGAUGAAGAAGUAGUGGACCACAUCUCAAGAAUAUCAAAAUCAACGAAUGAAGAUAUCCUAUCAGAAUACCAGCUAGAGGAAAUAAAGCCAGUCUCUCCUGUGUUUGACUACGACUAUGCUACGUCAAACAGCAUUGCAUCAAGUAUGCUAACAAACGGCUACAGCAAUUCCCUUAGUACGCCCCAGGGCAGCUACACCAACUAUCCCAUGCACACCUCAACAACACCGCAGAUAGCCCAGGAAACAGUAGAUUAUAACGGAAACACACAAGAAGAGCCAUUAAAUUAUAGCAGAGAUGCACAGGAAGUGGCAAACAGCACAUUAAACAGUCCAUUAGGCCAGAGCAUUCAUCAAGCAGAACAGAAUAUAGCACAGUACAACGAAGACGAGCAAGUACCAGCUCCAAACACUCCAAUGCCUGGUGAAGAUAUGAUGAUGGGUGAAGAAGGAUAUCAGCAGAUCUCUGAUGCAGCUAAUGGGUAUAUGGAUACUCAGCAGAUGCCUGCAGACUACAUGAGUAACCAAGACGUACUAGAUUAUGAUCAGGCUCAGCUAAGUUACGGUGGAAAUACGCAAAAUUAUCAGAAUAAUGUGUUCUCGUGCAACACUCCAUCAUACUUUGAUCUGUCAGAUGGCAAUGCAUAUGAUGCUCACCCAGGACCACUUGCUGGAUACCUACCAACUGAUUAUCUAUCAGCUGACGAAAUGAACAACACAAAUAAUAACUACUUUGCAUCUAACUCAGCCAGUCCAAGCAACGAGCAAGCACAGCAUCCACCGUAUAACGAGACUAAUCCAUUCUACAUACAGCCCGCAGAAGAAGGAGCAGAGAGAGAUGAUGCAUCGGAUGUAUUCCACAGCAGAUAG
Messenger RNA from Nematocida minor, 1866 nucleotides. RefSeq lists its product as uncharacterized. Gene Ontology annotation, cellular component: Golgi apparatus. The coding region runs from base 1 to 1866 and encodes 621 amino acids. The record is from RefSeq and is a predicted model, not a curated record. Gene Ontology annotation, molecular function: protein binding. Gene Ontology annotation, biological process: Golgi organization. The transcript has a single exon. Lineage: Eukaryota; Fungi; Microsporidia.